Molecule: messenger RNA, 1086 nt
Organism: Bipolaris zeicola 26-R-13
Lineage: Eukaryota; Fungi; Ascomycota; Dothideomycetes; Pleosporales; Pleosporaceae
Exons: 1
Coding region: 1-1086 (361 amino acids)
Cellular component (GO): mitochondrion
Molecular function (GO): GTPase activity; GTP binding
Source: RefSeq, a predicted model, not a curated record
AUGUCCUUCAUCCCGCGCCAUGCCUUCCCGCCAAUCCCCUCGCUGCCCCGGUCCUACUUCCUGGGCCACCAUAAAUCCGGGCUGCAAAAGAUGAAAUCUCUACUCGCCACCAUCGACCUCGUCAUUGAGUGCCGCGACUACCGCGUACCACUAACCUCUCGCAAUCCGCUCUUCGAAAGUGCUCUGGAAGGCAAAGAGCGAGUAAUCGUGUACACCAAGCGCGAUCUAGGCGGCGGCUCCCGUGACAAUCGCAAUGAACAUGUGAUUGCGCAAUGGCACCAUCCCACCCCAACCAUGUUUGUGAGGAACGGCAACGAUGCAGAGGGCGAAGCCAGCGGUCGCAAGAGCGUGACUAAAUUUUUGGAUCUACUGAGGGAGCAUGCGCAGAAGAGGUGGAAGUUGGUGGGCCAUCGAGUCAUGGUUGUCGGUAUGCCCAAUGUCGGCAAGUCGACGCUUCUAAACGCUUUGCGCGCCCAGGGAAUCGGAAAAGGCAAAGUUGCUGCUACGGGUGCGCAGCCCGGUGUCACACGCAAAGUUAGCAGUAGCGGUGUCAAGAUUAUUCCAAGUGAGGACGACGUCGAGUCCGCAGAUGUUGGUGCGAGAAGAAAACUGCAAGGCGUAGGUGGAGGCGUCUAUCUUCUCGAUACCCCAGGAGUCUUCAUCCCGUACGUACCAGAUGCAGAAGCAAUGAUGAAAUUGGCGCUCUGUGGCUCUGUAAAAGAUACUAUUAUCCCGCCAGUCAUGCUUGCGGAUUACUUGCUCUACCACCUUAAUCUCCAGUCGCCUACGCUCUACUCUGAGUACGCGCCGCCCACCAACGAAAUCAUUGAGUUGCUCUCAGAAAUUGCCAAGAAGACGGGUAGGCUAGGGAAAGGCGGGACAAUAGAUACAGAAGCGACGUCGUUGUGGCUGAUUCAGAAGUGGAGGAGCGGCAACAUGGGUCGGUUCUUGCUUGAUGAUAUUGACGAGAAGAGUUUGGAGAAAGCAAAGCUUGACGAGGAAGGUGCGGUGCCGAGUUUUAAUCAAGCAAGAAAGGCAGAGCGAGAGAGGAGACGAGAAAGGAAUAGAGCACGAGGAGAGAAAUGA